AUGGCGGAGACCCUAGCGCCGAAGCCGCGCCACCGGGCGAAGGAGCGCGUGCUGCACAUUAUCGACCGUCUAGCGGACCGGGACACCCACGGGCCGGCCAUCGGGGAGCUGGCGGCGCUGAUAUCGCGGCUGGACGCGGCGACGCUGCCCGUGGUGCUGUCGUGCCUGUCGCCGACCGCGUCGGACCCCAAGGCGUACGCCAGGCGCGAAAUGGUCGCCGGCCUGGCCAAGCUCGUCGGGGAAAGCAGCCCCGUACGCCACACGGCGUUGCAGCAGACCAACCUCGCGAAGAUCCUCCAGACCCUCAAGGCCAGGAUGAAGGACCAGGACGCGUCGGUGCGCGAGGCCGUCACCGCCGCGCUCGUCGCUGUCGCGGAGGCCAUGGCGGAGACCGCCUCGCCCUACGGCUGCGGGGACCACACAAACCCCCUCGUGCGCAUGCUCAUGGAAAGCAUAACGCAGGACCGGAACCGCAACGUCCUGGACACCGCGUGCCACGCCCUCGCGGGCGUCGUCAGGCACACCGGCGGCCUGGAGGUCACGAUCACGAAGCAGAUCGUGCGAUUGCUGUCAACGGCGACGUUCCGCUCGCACGCGGGCAUUCUGCACCUCAUCGGGAACACGGGCCCGCCCGCGGGACCGCAGAGCUCGGGGCGGCCGCUGACGGGGCGCGGCGCGCCGUCGUCCCCGCGCGGCGACGUCUUCGGCUCCUCCACCGGCGCCGUCAACCCCCCGGGGGGGCUCGUGAUGUCCUCCAGCGGCGUUAUACUGCCCUACCUCUCCACCAUCCUAGGUCAGACCGGCCGCUCCGAGGACGCCGGCAGCGGCUCCGGCGUCCUCGGCGCCCUCUCGGACCCCGACUGGGCCGUCCGCCGCGCCGCCCUCGACGCCUGCACCGCGAUCGUCACCGUGCUAGGGCCCGCCAUGGACGUCAGCGCCCCGCAGGGGGCGCCCCCGGACGACCCCGCGCGCCCGUCCGCGCGCGUGCUCGCCGCGCUGUCGGCGCUGCGGUUCGACCGCGUGCGGCACGUCCGGGACAUGUCUGCCGCGGCGCUCGCGUGUGCCAGAGGGCUGCAGGACUUCAUUGCUGCGGACACGAACCCCGCGGAUUGGCCGGCGCACAUCCAGGCGCUGCGGGAGCAGGAGGCGGCGGCGAGCGCGGCGAACAGGACGGCGCGAGGGCCGUCGCCGGGGCCGCGGUCGCGGCCGCACACCCCGGUGCGCGCGCGCUCGCCUGCACACGUACCCGUGUCGCCGCGCGGGCGCGGCGGGCCGCGGCAGCUGAACCCGGAGUUCGCGAAGGCGCACGCCGAGAAGGCGAACCAGGUGCUCGAGCCGCGGAAGGUCAAGGAGCUGCGGACCUCCGCGGAACAGCAGCAGCAGGUGCAACAGCAGCAGAUGCAACCGGAGAGAGUGCAGCAUGGUGGGUACGAGGAGCCUGAGAGGCCGCCGAGUCCAGCGCCGGCGGCGCCGCAGCGCAGGGCGGUGCCGAGCCGCAACGGCUCGGCGGCCGGGAGCCGCCGGGCGAGCCGUCAGGACCUGACUCCGGGAGGGGGGGACUCUGCGAACCCCCCCGAAGGCGCGGUGGCGUCGCGGCCGCCGAGCGCGCGGAGCGGCCCGCCGCCGUCGGAGCAGUGGGCGCCGAGCGAGGUCCCAGCGCGACCGCGGUCGGCGCGCACCCGCGCGGCGGCCAACGGGCACGUCGCGGACGCGGCGGGGCGCGUGGGCGACUGGGGCGCGGUGGAACGGCAGCUGGAGGCGCUCGUCGAGCAGCAGGAGCGCAUGAUGCGCAUCCUCGGAUCCUUCGUCGACUCCACGAACGCCGCGAUGGCAUCUCUCGAGCGGCGCGUAGGCGCGAUGGAACACGCAACGGACGACAUUCGCUCGGCGAUGGACUUCCUCUCGCGGUUCGGCCCCGCGAACAAGAACUACGGCGCGCUCCCGGAGGUGCACGGCGACGAGGACGACGCGUACCUGCCGCGACCCCCCUCGGUGGCUGCGUCGCGGGAGACACCGCAUCUGCAUCCGCGGAGCUCGCGGCAGGAUGGCGUUCCUGGGAGCCCGCCGCAGCACAACGCCGCGCCCGAGGCGCCGCGCUCGCGGCCGGCGUCGUCCGCGGGGCGCGCGGCGCCGUCGCCGACGCCGUCUGCGCCGCCCGCGCUGCCCGUGCGCCCGGAGCCGUCGCGGCAGUCCGUCGCGAGCCUGCGCUCGGUGCCGACUGCGCGGAUGGGGGCGGCGGACCCGGCGCGCGCCAGCGCGCCGCAGUCUCGCCGGCUGACUCCGGAGCAGUCGGCUGACGCAGGCGGUAUGACACAGAACAGGUACGACGGGGUCGACGAGAGCGGGAACGACCUCAUCGCGGGCGACGUCGAGGACGAGUACGACGAGGCGGAGGGCGCGAGCGCGCCGCGGCACGCGGGGCCGGCGGCGGCGGCGGCGGUGGAGGCUGCGGUGCGCAGCGGCGACGAUGGCGCGCUGCUGGACGUGAUGCGGUCGUGCGAGCCGUGUUUGGGCGACAUGCAGCCGGCGCAGGCGCACACGCUGGUGAAGGCGACGGCGCGGCUGCUGGCGACGUCGGAUGCGGCGGGGGGCGACGCUGCGGACGCCGAGGUGGGGGAGUGUUUGGCGUGGCUGAGUCAGCUCGCGGCGAUGGCGGCGGGCCGGGACGAGCGGGCGCUGCGGGUGCCGAUGGACGUCAAGUUCCACGUGCUCGCGGCGCUGGGCGAGGUCGGGACGCAAGACACGAGGAGCGGGCGGAAAGCUGCCGGGGUGGCGCAGGUGCUCGAGGCGGCGUGGGGGCUCGGAGAUGCCAUGGCGUCGCUGCGGUCCUCGGCGCCGACGAGCGGCGUGGGCGACAGCGCAGCGCCGAGCCCGGCGCGCGCCCAGCCGGCGAGGGUCUCCGGCGCGGCCCCUCAGACACCGCCCGGGGACUCCAUGGACUUUAUGAAUUUGGCUCUGGGCGACACACAAGAGAUCAUGGCCGAGGCCGCGGCGAUCGAUGCGAAGCGGCGGCAGGCGCGGUCGCGCGAGCAGGCCAAGGCCGCGGCGGGGCGCGCCAGUCGCGGCCAGUCUGGCGCCGGCGGGCGCGUGUCCGCGUCGGGGCAGGGCCCCGGGCUGCAGGACCUCCGGAACCAGCUCGCGGAGAUGGAGGCGCGCAUGGCACGGCAGCAGCCUCCGAGCCGCUGA
Molecule: messenger RNA, 3186 nt
Organism: Pedinophyceae sp. YPF-701
Lineage: Eukaryota; Viridiplantae; Chlorophyta; Pedinophyceae
Source: the annotation of a GenBank genome assembly